GGGUUGUACAGGAGUGACAGGUUUUUCGCUGAAACCCAGUCGGCAAGAGUCUCUCCGUACCGGUUGCUGGAGUGGUACCCCCAGUCUGUGUGCCUUCAGUUGAAAUCGCCUACAUACGGGCAAGGGGCAGGGAAAGUGGUCAAUGAUGUCAUCUUGAGUCCCACAGGUGGAGGUUUGUAGACAUUGACAUACGUAGUAUUCAGCACCUCUACAGAAUGCCAUUCGAUAUCGCUUCCCGCGGUGAUGCUUUUCAACAUGCUAGUCCAGGCACACAAAGCAGACCUGUGGAUAGUUCUAGUUGUUUCUGUGGUGGCUACUGGCAUCCACGCAAGUAAGAACGAGGAUGGAGCCAUCUUCCUGGAUCGAGGUAACCCUGGCAUCCUGUCCUGUCCUCUCGUCGCAUCCGGACAAAUCCCGCUGGAUCAGAUCGAAGUCAUGUACUGGUUCUUCCCCCUAGUACGAGAUGAAAACAUCUUGAUCUCCUACUUCCUAGGGAACAUCGCUCCACAAAACGGCAUCCCGGAGGGCGUGUAUGACAUUAACGACAAUUUCUCUCUGGUUAUUGAGAACGUCACCGACUCAGACGAAGGGACCUACUACUGUAGGAUCAAACCGAAGUUAAGACCGCUGUUUGAUGGGCAGGUGACUAAGCGUGUCAAAGUAUCCCCCAAUGAUCCGUUUCCCGACGUAACUCAAUGCACUGAACGUAUCUAUGAGACUAUGUGCGAGGCAGAGUUACCGAACGACAUCAAGAAACCGAGGUUGGCUUGCAUCGUACGGGAUGCCAAGCCUGCCGUGGCUCUCCGAUGGCUGCUGGAGUAUAGUGAUGGCGACACACAACUCAUCAGCGACAGGUUCACCGUACAUCCGAGUGAGUAUUCUGUGAACACCUUCACCACUUUAGCAUCAAUCCCAGUUACGAGUGAUGUGGACAUGAAGUACAGAUGUCUAGCAUACGGGGAGGGUCUGGGCGCCAGGAAUGGUAGCCACGUGACGGUGACUGUCACCACAGCUCAUCGUACCUCUCAUAAACCACAUGUGACAUCAGUUCAACCUCCCACAGCUGCAACAUUGAUACCUAAAUUGGGCAUUAAAUCUGAUGUUAAGGACGCUCCAGAUAGCUUUCAAAAUGCCGCGAUUGGGCUUGCAGUUGCCUUUUGCCUGUCAUUGGCUGUCAUCGUUGGUUUGGUUAUUGCUGUGUGCAAGAGGAUGCCUGAACAAAAGAAUGACAUCGAGGAGAACAAUAACCAGAAGAGUUACCGAGAAAAUAAAGGAUCUCAGGGCAAAACCCAGGAGACGUAUUUGGAUUGCGAAGUCGUCAUCCCACUUAACGGAGUCAACGGACAGUGUGUAGCUUGAAUUACUGCAUAAUUAACAAGCCAAUUGUACGUAUGAAAAUUUCAGUCUUAAAAACGGAUUUAGGGAAAUCCCUCUGUGUGAAAAAUACUGAUUUUCCUCGUUAGUUUCUCAUUGUUUUCAAAACAUGUGAAAUAUGGGUUUCCCGAGCUAUUUUUUUUUCAGCCAAACUCCCUUUAACGAAACUUUAAUUUCGUACCCGAACAUCGUUGAGCUCAGUUCUCAAUUUCAAUUUCAAAAAGCCACCGAGAGGAAGGUUUAAUUUAGCUUUAGGUUUAAACCAUAACAAAAAUCUGGUUCGAAAACUCGGUGUAUUUAUUGAGGCAUAUACAAAAGAAUUACUUAAAAUCCAAACAGGGUUUUCCCAGUUACUUAAACACUUAUAACUUUCAAAAGCCACCAAUGGAAGGUGCACGUAUAAUUCAAGUUUAUAGCACUGUAAUUCUUAAAUCUCAUGGUCUUGGCGGGUCUUGGUAUUUGGUCUAGGAUGUGUGAUUGACGUCUAACGGAGUUGACGGACAGUGCUGUGUAGCUUGUUUGACUUCAUAAUUAACAAGCCAACUGUACGUAUGACAAUUCAGUCUAAGUAACGGAAUUACGGAAAUCCCUCUUUGUGGGACAUAUACUGAUUGUCCUCGUCAGUUCUCAAUUGUUCUAAAAAUCAUGUGAGAUAAAGGUUUCCGCAGCUAUUUUAUCACCCAAACUCCCUAUAAUGACACUUCCACUUUGUCCCCAAACGUCAUCGAGCUCAGUUCUCAAUUUCAAUUUCAAAAAGCCACCAAGGACGGAAGGAUUAAUUUAGCUGUAGGUUUAAACCGUAACAGAAAUUUGGUUCGAAAAUGCAGUACAUUGAUUGAUACAAAAGAAUUACUUAGAAUCCAUAAUGCUUUCAUGUGUGCGUUUAUCUGGCACUUUGGUUUUCAUCUCGAGCGGGGGACAUUUAGAACCACCAUAGGGGCACUUUUGUUGG
Patiria miniata (bat star) is the source of this 2326-nucleotide messenger RNA. RefSeq lists its product as uncharacterized. The coding region runs from base 244 to 1359 and encodes 371 amino acids. The transcript is spliced from 9 exons. The record is from RefSeq and is a predicted model, not a curated record. NCBI's taxonomy places the organism in Eukaryota, Metazoa, Echinodermata, Asteroidea, Valvatida, Asterinidae.